AUGCUUCACACAGACGACCUUCGAUCUCUUAUCUCAGACCUGGGCGACGCGCUGGCUCAAGAUCCUUUACCUCAAACUGUUGAACAAACCCCGGAAUAUAAAGAGUUUUAUACAGCGUGCUCUGCGGGUACUCCAUUGCUGAUCGACUGUCCUGCAUCCGGCACACUGGAAGGAUGGACAUUGCAGCGUCUAUCAGCAUUGUUUGGUGACAGUGCUUGUACUCUGGAGGACUGCGAGACAGGUCAGAAGCAUGCGUCUACUAUUCAACACUUUAUCUCGAGUCUCCUCCUCCCCGAAGAAGCUGGCAAACCUCCAUUGAAGCUCAAGGAUUAUCCCCCGCAAGCAACAUUUGCAUCAGCAUUCCCUACCUUGUGUCGUAGCUUCCAAUUCGCACUCCCCUGUCCCGCCGUGACGAGCUUUGAAGGGCCCGCCAAUAUUACGAAUUACUUCCCUUCAAACUACUUGAUAACACCCGAUCUUGGUCCGAAGGCAUAUAUCGCUACAGCAAACAAUACUGAUCCUUCUACUAAUCAUGGAACAACUCGGUUACAUAUGGAUCUCUGCGAUGCCAUAAACAUUAUGCUUCCUCUACGAGCUGACUCGGCGGCAGUGUGGCAUAUAUUCGCAGCAUCUGACGCGGACAAGCUUCGCAAGUUUCUAGCAAAGAAGUAUCCAGACGAACAGAUCAACCACAUACAUGCUCAACAUACGUAUCUGGCCCCGGACGACCUUAAAGAUCUUGCGCAAAAAUAUGACGUCCACCCCUACGUGUUUACUCAGAGAGGAAACCAAGCUGUCCUCAUUCCAACUGGCUGUGCCCACCAGGUGUUAAAUCUUAGCCCUUGCGCUAAGAUUGCUGUUGAUUUCCUAUCUCACCAUAGCAUUGCCCGAUGCGGGGAUAUUUCCGAGCAACUAAGGAUGAUGGACCAAGAUUUCCCGCCAGAAGAAAGGAGGCCGGACGUGCUGGAGUUCAAGAACCUCCUUCUUCAUGCGUGGAUCGGCCUUUCAAGAUUACAUUGUAUUCUUGACCCCGUACACAUUGACGGAGGCUCCAGCCCUUUGACCCCUUCUCCCGAAUCCCCCCCCUCUACGCCCAGCCCUUUGACUCCUCUUGGAUCACCAAAAAUCCCCCACAUUGCGAUGGUGGAGCGUAGUGAAUCACCCAACGUCCCGCUGACGCCAUUUUUGACGCAUCCACCCAGUUCCAAUCCCUUCGCCAACCCUCCCGAUGCGAUGGACAUUGACUCCACACAUGGAACCAACGCGAAUCCUCCAACACCUGCGCUGCCCUCCAUGCCUGCUCCGCUUCCUAACGAGCUGGCUGCUGACACUGAAGCCUCACUCGGGAUGAAUCUUUUGAACCUUCCAUCCAGGGCCGAUCCCCCCGCCAACCCCCCCGAUGCGAUGGAUAUUGACUUUAAUGCGAUCAAUGCGAACCCUUUGGCGCCGAUGCCCCCCCUGCCCACCCCCGUAUCCAAGCCACCGAAACGAAGGCCCGUACUGGUACCGGCAACUUGGAGACGCGUUGAAACCACAAACCAGACACUGGUUGAAGCCGGUUCAUCCACAAGCCAGCCUCUCGCACACGCAGGCCCAAGCAUAGCGCCAAUGGCCUUCGUUAUGAGAUCUCAUUCCGGUCAAGUCGUUGAACGUAAAGAGUUAGCUCUCGACGAAAAUGCCCUGUCCCUUGUAGAGUCUGUCAGCAGGUAG
Messenger RNA from Pleurotus ostreatus (oyster mushroom), 1710 nucleotides. RefSeq lists its product as uncharacterized. Lineage: Eukaryota; Fungi; Basidiomycota; Agaricomycetes; Agaricales; Pleurotaceae. Gene Ontology annotation, biological process: regulation of transcription by RNA polymerase II. The transcript is spliced from 5 exons. Gene Ontology annotation, molecular function: chromatin DNA binding; histone H3K9 demethylase activity; transcription coregulator activity. The coding region runs from base 1 to 1710 and encodes 569 amino acids. The record is from RefSeq and is a predicted model, not a curated record. Gene Ontology annotation, cellular component: histone deacetylase complex; chromatin.